UCUUCAACAAAACCUAAUGUUGUCAGUGGGGUGCACUUCUAGAGCUACAGGGGGCACUAUUUUGUCUUAAAUAAAAUAAAAUAACACAUAAAUCUAGUUAGAAUCAGCAAAUAUUGGGGAUUUUUACUUGAAAAUGUAAUAAUUAUCAAAAUUGUUGAUAUAAUAUUGUAUACAUACACACUGUAAUACUAUAAUUGGUGCUUUUACUUUUGAUACUUAAAGUGCAUUUUCUUGUUAAUAGUUGUGUAUUUUUUAUUUGUAAGCAAAUUUAUUGAAAUGAUCAGUGGUGAAAAAUAUUUAAGUAUAUUCACUUAAGUACAAUUUUGACAUAUUUGGUUUUCUAAAACUGGGAAUUUUGCAUUGUACCGUUGCAUUAAAGCAUUACAAAUUGCUACCACUGAUUAUUACAGUUGUUCCCACACCACACUUAUAUGUUAUAUUACACAUUAUAAUUCUGCCAAACGAAAUUGUCAGACGGUCCCUAAGUCGGCAGGCUGAGUAGUUGAUGCUGGAUCACCGAGCAGCAGCAGUUCAGUCAGUCCGUCGCUGCAGUCCAACACAGCGGCCAGUCAUCAACCUCCUCUCAGCGUCCUCGGAGCUGUAACGCUAUGUGGCUCUGAACUGACGGCGGACGGUUCAGCCGGAGCAGGGUACGGCGGUGUUACCAUUCGUGGACAUGAGGACACCUGCUACAGCGGCUUCUUCCAAACGGCGGACCGGGAAUCUUGACUGGCAUCGAUUUUCACCGUGCAAAUGAGAAAGAAUCGUCAUGACCAUUCUCCUGCUGACCAGUCACUCCUUCACUGAGGGACCUCAGCCCUUUUCGGUUUCUGGACUUACCAAUGCAGGGAUGAGAUAAUAAAGUCAACCAGCUGGUGCAUGCCGCUGCAACAACUCCUGUGGCACUUGUAAACCCCACCCCACCCUGCCCCCCGACCCCUACCCUGAGCUAAGUUUUAAAUUUCAUCAGUCAAAACAUGACGACACCGGCUCUCCUGCCGCUGUCGGGCCGCAGGAUACCCACUCUUUCACCGGGCGCCUCCUCCUUCCCGCACCACAGAGCUACGUUGAGGCUCUCCGAGAAGUUCAUCCUCCUCCUCAUUCUCAGUGCCUUCAUCACCUUAUGUUUUGGGGCCUUCUUCUUCCUCCCGGACAAUUCCAAGCACAAGCGCUUUGACCUGGGCUUGGAGGAUGUGCUCAUCCCUCAUAUUGACUCGCCCAAAGAGGGGAAGCAUGCCUCUGGACAGGUGGUCAUACAUGGACAGGGAGGACAUGACGAGCACAGACAUAGGGAGGAGGAGGAGAGCCUGCGGGACAAGAUUCGGGCGGACCACGAGCGAGCGCUGCAGGAGGCGAAGGAGAAGCUAAGAAAGUCACGCGAGGAGCUGCAGGCUGAGAUUCAGACGGAGAAGAACAAAGUGAUGGAGGACAUGAAAAAGAAGGAUACAGGGCCUAAACCCUUACCACCCGUCCCCAUGCCCAAAGUGGUGGGCGUCAGCGAUGGAGAGCCGCCGGAGCCCGACGCCAAAGAGAAACGCGACAAGAUCAGAGAGAUGAUGAAGCACGCAUGGGACAGCUAUAGACAGUACGGCUGGGGUCAUAACGAGCUGAAGCCCCUCGCCAAGAAAGGACAUUCCACAAAUAUCUUUGGUAAUUCCCAACUAGGGGCGACCAUCGUGGAUGCUUUAGACACGCUGUACAUCAUGGGCCUCCACGAGGAGUUCAAGGACGGUCAGGAGUGGAUUGAACAGAAUCUGGACUUCGGUGUGAAUGCCGAGGUGUCCGUGUUUGAGGUCAACAUUCGUUUCAUAGGAGGACUGCUGGCCGCCUACUACCUCUCUGGACAGGAAGUAUUUAAGCUGAAGGCGGUCCAGCUAGCCGAGAAGCUGCUCCCUGCCUUUAACACCCCCACAGGGAUCCCCUGGGCCAUGGUCAACCUUAAGAGUGGUGUUGGUCGUAACUGGGGUUGGGCGUCAGCAGGCAGCAGCAUCCUGGCGGAGUUCGGGACCCUUCAUAUGGAGUUUGUUCACCUCACCUACCUGACAGGAAACCCCGCCUACUACCAGAAGGUGAUGCACAUCCGGAAGCUGCUGGCCAAAAUGGACCGACCCAACGGGCUCUACCCAAACUACCUGAACCCCCGCACGGGCCGCUGGGGCCAACAUCACACCUCUGUCGGAGGACUCGGGGACAGUUUUUACGAGUACCUGCUGAAGGCGUGGCUCAUGUCUGACAAGACCGAUACAGAAGCCCGCAAGACGUACGACGACGCCAUCGAGGCCAUCGAGCGCCACCUGAUCCGCAAAUCCAACGGCGGCCUGACAUUCAUCGGUGAGUGGAAGAACGGACACCUGGAGAGGAAGAUGGGUCACCUGGCCUGCUUCGCCGGCGGCAUGUUCGCGUUGGGCGCCGAUGGCUCGCCCGACGACAAGGCCGGACACUACCUGCAGCUGGGAGCCGAGAUCGCGCACACCUGCCACGAGUCCUACGACAGGACGGUGCUGAAGCUCGGCCCGGAGGCCUUUAAGUUCGACAGCGGCCUGGAGGCGGUGGCCGUGCGGCAGAAUGAGAAGUACUACAUCCUGCGGCCGGAGGUCAUCGAGACCUACUGGUACAUGUGGAGGUUCACCCACGAUCCCAAAUACCGGCAGUGGGGCUGGGAGGCAGCGCAGGCCAUUGAUAAGUACUGCAGGGUGAGCGGAGGUUUCUCGGGGGUGAAGGACGUCUACUCCUCCAACCCGACCUACGACGACGUGCAGCAGAGCUUCUUCCUGGCCGAGACGCUCAAGUAUCUGUACCUGUUGUUCUCCAGCGACGACCUGAUGCCGUUGGAGAGCUGGGUCUUCAACACGGAGGCUCACCCGCUUCCUGUCCUCCACCUGGGCAACAUCACCCUGCCCGGCAGUGAGCCGGCUCAGCGGUAGACGGACAGGCCCUCUUCCUCCACCACAGCACCAGGGGGCGCCACCUGUCCGCCCGCCUGCCUGCCUGCCUGCCUGCCCUAAAAAAAAAUAAUAAUAAUACAAAAAAAACAUUUAAAAAAAAAAAAAAAAAAACCCACCCACCAACACUGGACAAAAACUUACAUUCAGCUCUACAGACUCUCAACUGCUUUUGGACUGCAGACAUCGACCCGGAGGAGACGGAGCGAGAGCCUCCAGCACAGACCACUGCAGAGUGGAGAGGACUCGGGUGUCGACCCUCCCUCUCUUCUUCUAUGUUUUACUCUUUGACUCGCUCUGUCUUCUCUGCUCUGAUCAGAAGGACGGUGGGUGUGCUGCUCAGCCUCACGUUCGGCUUGAAUGAACUCUUUUCUCUGAAGGACCGAGCUCCAGAACCCGAGGCUUGAUUUAGUUUUUUGGUUAUUAUUUUUAGUGUUUUAUUUGACCAAACUUUGCUCCCAUACAGACUCGAGAUGAGGCACUGAGAGUGCAUAUUAUGGGAUUUUGUGAAGGAUCAUGCAGUCAGUUUGACACUGCACUGAUGGAGUUCCAGGCAGACGGACUUUAGGACUUUACAGGGUCUGUUGAUAAGGUGUUUUUCUUUUGUUUGUUUUGUUUGUUUUUUUUGGUUGGACAAAUCCUAAAUUGGGGACACAGGGUUGAAUCAAAGCCCUCGGCUUCUCCCUGACCCAACCCCUCCCCCGCUCCACUCCCUGUUUAAUCGUCAUCAGAUGAACUUUGACCUGGAACUGUUAGCAGCUCGUCACAUCAUCAGUGUCCGAGCGGGUCGUGGCAACAGUCCCCGCCUCCUCAAAUCCUCCUUUUUCAGAAAAGUGGACCAUUAUACGUGGAACAGAAACUACACAGGGGACAGCAGCAGGCCUCAACCACCUUCACCCCCCCCACCCCCCCAGCUCAACUCAACAUCUCUCCAGCUUCUCUUCACAGAGCCGCAACCUUUCACCCCCCCCCCCCCCCCCCCCCCCAACCAUUCUGCUGCUACUCGAUGGGAUGCUGCUGUUUUUUUUUAUCACUCCAUAUUUUUUCUGAUCACACUGUCGCAUAGUUUCCCCCCCGGCUCAUCAACCCCUCUCUCAUCUCUCCCGUCCACUUGUUUCCCGCCUUUUCAUCAAUCACUCCACAUCAUUUGCACAUCAUUCAUUGUGAGAUGAGGCUGGAACCCAACCGUGCUUACGUAUGUGUGUGUGUGUGUGUGUGUGUGUGUGUGUGUGUGUGUGUGUGUGUGUGUGUGUGUGUGUGUGUGUGUGUGUGUGUGUGUGUGUGUGUGUGGAGGUUAAAACAACCCCUGCUGUAAAUCAUUUGUUUGUGCACUUUGUAUGGCAAGACUGACGAAGAGGAGAGUAGAGGUGUAGCACUGAAAGAGCUGAAUAAACCACCUUCUUAUGUCUCCCUGCUGA
Messenger RNA from Seriola aureovittata, 4360 nucleotides. RefSeq names its product mannosidase, alpha, class 1A, member 2 (gene man1a2). Gene Ontology annotation, biological process: N-glycan processing; carbohydrate metabolic process. Gene Ontology annotation, molecular function: calcium ion binding; mannosyl-oligosaccharide 1,2-alpha-mannosidase activity. The record is from RefSeq and is a predicted model, not a curated record. The transcript is spliced from 14 exons. Lineage: Eukaryota; Metazoa; Chordata; Actinopteri; Carangiformes; Carangidae. The coding region runs from base 978 to 2924 and encodes 648 amino acids. Gene Ontology annotation, cellular component: endoplasmic reticulum; Golgi membrane; extracellular exosome.